Molecule: messenger RNA, 5651 nt
Organism: Schistosoma spindalis
Lineage: Eukaryota; Metazoa; Platyhelminthes; Trematoda; Strigeidida; Schistosomatidae
Source: the annotation of a GenBank genome assembly
ACGCGGAAAAUGCGACUCUUGGGCUCCGUAUCGCGCAUUUUCGGAGUUGUAAAUAGGAAGUCAUCUUCAACCACUAUAAAAACAGUUGCACUUAUACCUGGUGAUGGUAUAGGUCCAGAAAUAUCAGCAGCUGUACAGGAAAUUUUCAAAUUUGCUGAUGUUCCUAUAAAAUGGGACUCAGUGGAUGUAACACCUCGACCUACGGAAGACGGUCGCUUUCGUAUGCCACAGUCUUCACUAGAUAUUAUACGCAAGCAUGGAAUUGGGUUGAAAGGUCCAUUAGCUACUCCGAUUGGGAAGGGUCAUCAAUCUUUAAAUUUAGCAUUACGAAAAGAGUUCAAUCUUUAUGCUAAUGUUCGACCAUGUAAAUCUAUUGAAGGCUAUGAAACUCCUUAUAAAAAUGUUGAUUUAGUUACAGUUAGAGAAAAUACUGAAGGUGAAUAUUCUGGUAUAGAACAUGUGAUUGUGGAUGGUGUUGUACAAAGUAUUAAAUUGAUCACUGAAGAAGCAAGUCGACGUGUUGCUAGAUUUGCAUUUCAAUAUGCAAAAGAUAAUGGUCGACGUAGUGUAACAGCUGUGCAUAAAGCUAAUAUUAUGAGAAUGUCAGAUGGUUUAUUCCUUCGAGUAUGCCGUGAAGAAGCUGCAAACCAUAGGGAGAUUGAAUUUUGUGAUAUGUUUUUGGAUACUGUCUGUUUAAAUCUUGUUCAAGACCCAACUCGUUUCGAUGUAUUAGUUAUGCCAAAUUUGUAUGGUGAUAUAUUGAGUGAUUUAGCUGCUGGUUUAAUUGGUGGUCUAGGUGUUACACCAAGUGGUAACAUUGGUGAAACUGGAGCUAUAUUUGAAUCAGUACAUGGUACCGCUCCUGAUAUUGCUGGUCAAGAUCGUGCCAAUCCAACUGCUCUACUCUUUUCAGCCAUUAUGAUGCUUCGUUAUAUGAAUUUAAAUAAGUACGCAGAUUUGAUUGAAUCUGCUGUAUUGGCUACAAUUCGUGAAGCGAAAGUAUGUCAUUUGUACCUGUUGUUUAUAUAUAUUACUUGCUUCGUUUUUCAGUAGUCAGUAUUUUACUUAAUAAACUUUUAUUGCGUAGUCUGCUCUAAUCCGAUGCGCACUGCUGAGGAGUCCCAUACUAGGACGAAACGGCCGUCCAGUGCUUCCAGGUUUUCCAUGGUGGUCUAGCUUCAAUGGAUUCAUGAUUUCAACCAGUGAGAUUUCUAAUCCGAAAAUUAAAAUUCGUGUACGAACUCAAACAAAGCAAUACGGUCAUUUUUUUUCCAUCCUCUCUGAUAUUCUAUGAUGUUACAUAAAGGUUAGUGAAGUUUAAAAUGUGAUGAAUAGUGAAUAUAAGUGGUAAAUUUGGGUAGUGGAAAUGUGACCAGAACAUACGUUUCAUCCCACUUGGGACUCGUUAGCUGUAUGUAGUUGCAUUAUCCUAGUGUAUAUUUUAGCUAAAACUUAGCUAAACUAUUUUUUUUUGCGUCAAACGCCAAAUGCAUGUGACCAAAUGAUAUUAUCGACACCAGGAAAAUUAAAAUGAAGUACCAGGGAUUAUAUCCGAAAAUCUCUUUUAAUCGCCAACUAAAAUGUGACUGGAACAUAUUUGUAUUUCAUUUACUCUUUUUAAUAAUACACUGGUUUGUGAUAAAUUCACAGUAAAUUAAGAAAGGCACAACAAACAUUAUUAGUUUAUGCAUCACAAGAAAGCUUAUAAAUAGGAUAAUGUAAACAUACAAUCAUUUAGUUCGUUAAUAAUUAAAGAACAUAGAUGUAAACAUUAAUUUCAAGUAGGAGACAAUUCCGAAAGUUCAACUUUUCCAAUAUUCGUCAAGUUAUCACUAUUGUGUUUGGUGAGAAUUUAAUGUAGGAUUAAGUAGUUUGCCAAUUCUCAUAUUUGUUGUUAAUUACCAUUUAUAGUUUAAAAGUUUGGUUGCAAUAAUUGGUAUAUAUGUAUGUACAUUGGUCAAAGACAAUUCUUUUCAAUUUGGUACCAAAUGGUAAAUCAUACAGGUUCAAAAUUAUCAGUUUAAGGAUUGUUAUUUACUCUUUCUUCACCUCUUAUCACAUAUCCCCCUCUCGCCUACCUCUCUUACAUCUAUACUGAAUAUCUAACAAUAUUUCACAUUAUUUCCUAGCUUUUAAAAAAAUGUUUUCUUUAAAGCUUAUAAGUUAAAUGCAAUCCUGUUUCGUGUUUGUACAUAAUCGAUUACUUGAUAGCUUCAUUGCUCACAGUUGUUCUUAGUUUUGUUCUGCAUUCUUUUUCAAAAAUUCCAUUUUAUCCCAUGAAUUCAUUCUUUUCCAACUGUAUUCUUCAGUAAUCAGUGUUUUCCAUUACCAUUUAUGCUAUUAAUGUUUCUACUCGUUUUCUAGUCAUCUUGUUUAUUUCAUUUCACCAUGCUAUUGCUAUGUAAAGUUGAACGUGCAUUUUUAUCUGACUGAUUGUAAGAGGAAGAAAAUAAAUGUAAAUGAGUUUCACUAUCCAGUAUUAGGCAGUUUACCAAUCGAUGAAACCACAAAUUAACCGAAAUUUAAAAUGACUACUGUUAGAUUUCAAUUUGAUCGCUUAAAGACAAAUCGUUUGUCAUGAGACCUGAAGUUUAUGGAUUUUAUUUCUAAGAGGGUCAUGAAUGCUCACUACGGUGAAACCACUAUAUCGUCCAUCUUGUAGUGUUUUUCUUACUUUAAACAAACGUCUAGGAAGUGUCGACAUGCAUUUAGUACUUGUUUGAUUAGGUGCAAUACUUCUUGUUGGCCGAUGCAUAUUGACCGAAUGAGGAGUAAAUGAAUUGUUUUAGUCCUUUCAUUUAACAUAUAACAUUGACGUAGUAAUUCAUAACAGUUAGUGAAAAAGAAUAAUUAAAAUAUUCAACUUGCACCCAUUAUAUAUAAAGCUUAAACCAUUUCCUUUCUAGUUCUAAUUGAUAAGCCAAAUAGUAUCACACACAAUAUUUCAAGUAAAAACUAAUUGUAUUAGCACUUAACCUCCAUUAUAAAAUCAAAUACUAUUGUACCUUGAGGUAUAUUGUAUGUUUAUUAAUUUUAGAAGUCUGUGGGGAUUUUUUUAAUCUUAUAAUUUAUAUUACAAACUAACCUUAGUUUGACAACGAUUAAAACCAAUAAACAUUCCAUAGCUGUUUCGUUCCAGUAUCAGAUUCUUCGGGAGUGUGCAUUGCCUACUCCACUUUUCAUCAAACACGGAUAGUCCAGAUCUUGCUGCAAGUGUCUAACACUUGAACCAUUUAGCAAAGAUUUAACGGUUUACAAAUUUGAUAUUAAAUCAGUUCACGAUACUGAGCAAUCAUUGCUCACCUUUAACAUUGCUGAGUUUUACUGGUCACCUCCUGGAAUCAAUCUUUUCAGUUGUAUACUACACUAGUUUUCUAAAUGUAAAUUAUAACCUGUGCUCUAUUUUGUUGUCGGUUGUUUAUUACUAACCUAUCCACUUUGAUGUUUGUUCAAUCGCUUAACUGUGUACACCUUAAGCUAUUAAUUUGUAUUUAUUUGUUAAUUCACAUUAUAGAAUAACUUGAAUAAUGAAAUCAUAAUCCAUAGAACUUUGUUAAAUGUGAAUAUUAAAAAAAUAAUAAUAAUGGUUAUCAUUGUUGCGCCUACAUUGACCUAUUUAUUGUUAAUUACAAAAUGUAAUAAAUGAAAACCUGGUACGAUUUUCACGUUCUAUACCGGCACAACUAUAAACUAAAGUGAUUUGCUACUUACUAUUAAUAAUCGAAAAGUUUUCGUUUUUUUUUUCUUUGAAAAAAACGUGACCAUUGGUAACGCAAUUUUGUUGUUCUUAAAUGUUAAUCGGCUAAUAUCUGACUAUAAUUAGUACAACAACUCUUUAUAGUUUGUCUCCAGAUUUUUAUAAUGUAUAAUGUUUACUUACUCACCUAGAUACAAGUUUAUACACUUAACUGCGAGCUACAUUUUAAAUGUGUGAAUUUUACUGGUACUACAACCUGAUUAUUCAAACUGAAUUAAGUGGAUUAGGGUUCGAACUUGCGAGUUUGCGGUUGAAAGUUGAAUACCGUGAUUAUUGAACCUGACUGAUCACUUCAUAUUAAAUGUAUUAUUCAUAAUAAUUGGUCUAGUUGCAUUAUCUUUCGAUUAAUAAAUAUAUAUGACAGUUUACUACCAAUCUUUAUCAAUUAAUUAAGACUGUUUUGUCUUUGUUCAUUUGUAUUGGUUCUUUGAAUGUUUCCAAUGGUGUUUUAUGACUGCAGUUAAUCAGUUUCUUUUGCUAUAUAUGCAUCCUGUGUAGAUCGCCUCGAUCUCAUCCUCAAGUCACAAGUGUUUUUUCAGCAGAGUUAGAUAGUCGCUAGCAGCAGAAUCCCGGACGCGAGUUUUAACUUAUCGGGGACUCGUCAUCUGGUAUAUAUAUGCACUUCAGUUUUGAUGGUCGCAUCGAGACUGGAACCCAGUAGUUUUUUCUUUAAACACCAGAUGCAUUAUCCACUUAGCUACUGAAUUCAAAUAGCCACUAACUUGUAUAACAACGGGGUUAAUUUUACUUCAUUUAUAUUGGUUGUUUGAAUCCUCUCGUUGGUGUUAUGUACUGCAACUGAUCAGUCGCUUUUAUUAUAUGAUGAAGCGCGCAUCCUUGAUUCUAGUGUUAAUCACUAUCCAUCUCUACUCAUAAAACAUUUUAUUUUCAUAUCCCAUCUUUCAUUAUUCACCGUACCAGCUUUUUAUGUAUUAAAUUACGAUUGAUAUUAUGUUGCAAAUUUCCGAUUAUUAAGUAUAUAUGACUUUAUCAAUUACCGAAAGUCUACAUUGUUUGCAGUUAUGCUUAAGUGAAUCUAAUCCUAAAAGCGAGUUAAUUCGAUGCUCUCAAUCUCUGACUGAUAUGUCAUUGGGAUUUUCAUUAUUGAUAUACAGGUUGGAAUCUGACCUCGUAUGUUUUGGUUAGUUCAGACGGUUCCUCAGACAGACAAAAACAUAUAGUGUAAAACAACACUUAACGUCACAUACUGAGACGUUACUAGUAACGUGGUAUUCAGUCUUCAACUGUGAUAUCUUGUAGGUUUAAGUUAUUUACACUAAUUGAUCACUGAAUAAAGUAACCAAUGUCAUAUAUUUCUAUUUGAUGAAAUCCAACUAAUACGAAUACUUGAUCCUAUCGGUUACCAUAAAUCAUAUAGCAUGAAGACAUUAGGCAUGCUAUAUCAAAUGACCAACACUGGUGAGUUCAAUCGAUGAAACUCAAUCAGUAUUAAAGAAUAGACAUUUUUUAAUGCUUAUUGAUCAAUCAGCCUAAAGUUAGAUUUCAUUUAUUUGUCCAUAUUUAUGUUAAUACAGUCGUACAAAUAGGUUGUGGACAUGAUCUUUUCAUUCUGACUACUUUAAAUAUUUUUUUGUAAUAUUCAGUCAUCCAGUGGCUUUAUAUGGUUUUUACUAUACGACCUAUCCAUCCAUUAUGUAAUGGUCUCACUAACUAAUGUCAAUAUUAUCUCUUAUCUAUAAAUGUAUUUAUGUGUAUAUUUUAACUUAUCGUAUGAUUCUGUGUUAUAGUUUGUGAAUAGUAUUCCAAACAUUUGAAUUGUUCCAAGUAAUGUCAUUUACAGUUCUAACAUCUAUGUAUUUCUCAAUCUCUCUGUGUGUGUGUAUCUGUACACCAUUGUGUUUUAAAGUAUGUGUAUGCAUGUAUUGCUUUUCUC